Molecule: messenger RNA, 4948 nt
Organism: Paramecium octaurelia
Lineage: Eukaryota; Ciliophora; Oligohymenophorea; Peniculida; Parameciidae
Source: the annotation of a GenBank genome assembly
AUGAAAAAGUUCCUUUUUAAAAUAAAAGCAUUUUACGUUAAAGACUUCUUAUUUCUCAAAGAUUCGAAGAGUAUAACAUUUAAAAUGGCCAUUGCGAUGAUAUUUAUUGAAAACCUUUAAAUGCUAUCAGUGUACACUAAUAGCCUUAACACAAUUUAGUAUGAUGAAUUUCUAAAUUAAGUUCAAUCCUUAAUCAACUAUUUUAGGUCAACUAGAUAUCAUAUAUAUUAGGAUUUACACUUUAUUUGGAAACUCAAUUACUGUAAGAAUUGCAUGUGUAAUGGUUGGAUUUUUGAUAAAAACCAUAUUUUUAUUAAGACUACUCCAUUUAGUGUUAUGUUAACCUUUAUUUCUCAAAGAGAAGUUGACUCUUCAUGAUUUACCAUUAGAUCAAGUAUUAAUAUAUAUAAAUAUAUCAGAACAAAUAAAAUUAUCAUUUUGAGAAAUCAUGGCAGUCAAUAUUGCUUUCCUGGUACAUGAAAAUCAAUCUUGAAGUCAUAUAAAUACCAUUUCUAUUUUGUGCCAUUAGCGUUGUCACUGAUCUGAUUGGUCUCAGUAUUAAUUAUUUUUAUUUAGAAAGUUUAAAUGAAUUUGAAUAAAUUGGAUUGCUUUUAAGCUUCAUACUAAUUAUUUAUUAAUUACUUGUAGGUGCAUUCCUGCAUUUUCAUCAGGCUGAUUACAGAAUAAAAGAUUACGAUUUUUUAGGGAAACUCAAAGGGUUAGAAAAUUAAAUUCUUUAUGGAUUGAAAAUACUGUAAAAAUUAUGAUUAUCUCCUUAGUAUAAUAUUUUUAUCUGGAAGUUAAUAAAAUAAUAUUGUUAUUUAAACCUUAGGAUUGCUUAUAAACAGUAUAUAGGCAAUUUAUAACUAUAGAUAGCUUAUUUAUAUAGAUCAUAGAAUAACGAAUAUGGCUAAUUAGAUUAACUUUCUAAUGCUUUUGUAUUAACUAGUAUUGAUUCUAUGUGAAUUUGAAGAGGCUAAAAUAAAAAUCAGUUCGUCAUUAUUGAUUCUUUUCUUUUCACCUCUGAUUAUUUUUCUGUUCCAUCAACUACAUAUUAGAUCAGAAUAGUACAAUAAAUAUACCGAUAACCAUCGAUAUUUAAGAAUAUUGUAUUGGAAAGCCAAAAAACUAAUCUACUUUAAAAAGAUGUCUUAUCAUUAGGAUUAAUAAAUACUAUUUGAAAUAUACACAGUAGUCAGAAGCCAUUUAUAAGAAUGCAAAUAAAUAAGAAUAAGAAAAAUGUUAAAAAUGCCUAGUUUCAAAUAAAAAUGCUUUUGUUCUUCUUUUUAAAACCAUAACGAAUCAUUCUAAAACUUGGAGUAAUGUAAGGAAUUUUUGAAAUUAUUGUUGGGUUAAAUAUUGGAAGAUUAAUUAAAGGAAGAUGGCAGCAUUCAGAAUUCCUUAGCUUAUAUAUGCUAUUUGACUGAAAUCAAAAAGGCACCUAUCUCAGCAAUUUAUGAAAUAAUUAGAACUUCAACUAUAGAAAAUGUAUAUAUAUAUGCCAAAGUAAUAGCUUCCAUUAAGAUAAAAGUAGAUUAUACACUAGCUUUAAUAGAGUUCAUUAAUAAAAUUUAAUCAAUUAAUAAAGAAGUAAAAUUUAUUAAAUCAGAUGUUUGAUUUUAAAAGAGCCUACCAAUUUGAAGAAUCCUUAAAGAUUUUGAAGUUAAACCUUUAUGUCAUCGUCAAACAAGAAAUAGUAAUAAACAAUAAUAUAUUUAGGAAUUCUAUGAAACCCUUUUUGCACCAAUCAUAGACGCAUCAAUUUUGUAAGAAAAAGGGUUACAGUUAGUGAAUAAUAUUACUCUUCUGGAAAAAUAGAUUUAACUUGUUUUUAGGACUAAUCCACAAAACGGAGAGUGUGACACAAUUUACAAACUAUUUCAAAAAUACAUAAACAUCAACAAGGUUAGGCCAAAAUUAUAUAAGAGAGAAGGUCAAUUAAUGGCUGAAUUUAUUUAAUCAAUUGAUAAAAUAAUUUACAAUUAAAAUAGUUGUGUGGUUUAAAUUACUUUAUUAUAACCUAGAGGAAAUGUAAUUAGAUACACAAGAUCAUUUUAACAAGUGCUAUAAUAUAAAGAUGAUGAAAUAAUGAAUUAAAACAUUAAAAAAUUUAUACCUUCAAUCAUUGCUAGUGAUCAUGAUUAAUAUUUGAAUAAUUUUGUUGAAACUGGAAGAAUUAAUGUAUUAAAAAGAGAAUUAAGAAUUAUUUUAGUAAAAUUAAAAUCUGGAUUUGUGAUUCCAAUAAAUACUCGGUUAAGAAUUGAAGUGAAUUCUUAAUAAUUUGGAGCCUAAGCUCUUAUGACACCAGUUAAUUAUUCAUAUGGCUAUUUGAUGCUUAAUGAAUAAGGAUAAAUAGAGGAAAUAACAAAGAACAUAUAUGAAGACAUAUUUAAGUAAUAUUUAGGAUUAGACUUCGAUUUUGUAAGGGGUUUAGACUUCUUACUUAUGAUUCCUGACUUAUCGAAGAUAUGGGAAAGCAUAUUUGACGAGAACUUUGAAAAACUAGACUUAUAUUUAGAAGGUUAACUAUUGAUUCCAGUAAUAGAGAAACAAGCAGUCUCACCAAUAUAUUCAUUUAAUUAUGGGAACAAACUAUCUCUUAACAAAAGACUAGCAGAAUACAUUAAAAACAAUAGCUAAAGUAUUAUUAAAUAUUAGAUAAAUCUUCAUCUUACUAGUCUAACUACAAUAAAUCUAAGGUAAUGUUUGUAUGUAUUAUAUGUAGAGUAGUUAUUGUAGAAAUUCCAGAAUACAAGUAAACGAUUAAUAAAUAAUAUGCAAGUUAAUUGGAAUUAUAUAACUAAUAAGUGUAGACACAUAAAACAUCAGUGAAUUUCACUCAUCAAUCAGACUUGCCUACUCAUAAAUCUUGCGGAAUAAACUCUCCAUUGAACACACCUCCUCCCACAAAAACUUUAAUAAAUGAAUAUGAUUUAGAUUAUGAAAAUUUAAUAGAAGAAAAAAAAAUGAUACAGGAAUUUAGAAAUCAAUUAGCUUCAGUUACAAUGAAUAACACAUUAUAGAAUAAUUCUAAAGAACCUUUAAUUUAGCAAUAAUAAUAAUAAUGCGAAAAUGUAUAUGAGGCCAAAAUAGUUAUUAUGCCUUAACCUGUUUUAUCUUACAAAAGUGAGGAAUUUGAAUAGAAAUAAUUCUAGCAAGAUUAGUUGCAAUAAUUAUAAUAAUAUAAUGGAUCAGUUGGGAGUAGAUCUUCCUAGAAUAAUAGCAAUACAUUUAAAAUGUAAAUAAAAGAUUGUGUAUAAAAUAAAAAAGAGUUAAAUUUAAGGAUAAAAAUCUUUUUAUUCAUUUUUUAUUCUUUAUUAUUAGUAGGGUAUAUCUUAAACUAUUGUAUUUUAUACUUUAAUUUCCAAAAGAUCAAUGUCAAUUUAAAUUUUGAAAGUCUACCUUAUCAAUUCAAUUACUAUUAUCAUGAAUUUGUUAUUGCAUAGGUUUACAUAUCUGAAUAAGAAUUUAAAUUCAAUCAGCUACUCAAAACUUCAUUAUAUUAUUUCCAAAAUCAAUAGAAAAAUGUUGAUUAAAUAAUAUCUCUUAUGCCUCAAAUUAAUAUCAUAAAUAAUUAAACAUUACAAAGAAGAACUGUAAAUGUUAUGUCACAAAUGUCCGAGGUUUACGAUUCCAAUUAAAGUAUAUCUCUCUAAGAGUAUUUAAAUAAUAGUGAUGCAUUUCAUACAUUACUGGAUACAUUUAGUGAAGCCAAUUCUCCUUCAUCAAUUUCUAGUCUGCUUAGUUAGUAUGAUAAUAUUUACUAUAUUUUAGUUUUAUCCUUGAAGAAAUCUUGCUAUUUAUACUGUUAUCCAGUUAUGCCUAUUUUUACAUUUCCAUACUAAAGAUGAAGGUAAAAUUUUUUAAAUUAUUUUGCACUUUUUCGAAAGAUUUUGUAAAGGAUUAGUUUAUUUAAUAUCAUUCAUUGUAUAACUAAAUUAAUCAUGCUAAAUUUAAAACUAAUGAAACAAAUGAAGAAUCAUUUGAAGCAUCAAUGAUUAGUUACUUUUAAAAGAAUUCAACCCAAGGAAAUUUGGAAGGUCAAGUGAGAGUUGGUAAAUAGAUUUCUACUCCAUGUAACUCAUUUAUUAAUUUUAUUAGAAAUCAACAUGAAUUUAAUAUUUUUCUUUUUCGUGAUGCUUUUGAUAUCUGUUUUUAGUUCAUCAUACUAUUUGGGAACAUAUUUACUUUAAAAAUAAGUACUUAUUACCAUAGAGACAAAUUAUUUUGAAAGGAUAUAUUAUGAAAACAUAGCAAAUCAUUAAGUAUUUGCUUAUUCACAUUCAGCAUUUUUUUACAAUAAAACUAUUACCGAAGAAAUGCUAUUAUAUCAAACUAGUGCCCUAGCUGAAUUGUAGGAAUUUAUUACUUAGAUAGCACUAAAAUAACAUUCAAAUAAUAUGAUUAUUUAAAAUAUAUUAAUAGAUGAAAUUUGUAAUGUUUUUCAAGAAGGAAUGUAAAAAUUUAGAAUAUUUCUAGAUCAAUAGAGGACACUGACUAUUAAAAUUUAUUUUCAUUUGAGCAGUGCUAAUCUAUCCCUUCUCUUUCAAAAGGUCUAGUAUAUGUUGCCUAGGAAUUAUUCUCCAUCUAUAAUGACAUUGUAUAGAACUUAAAAUAUAAUGAAACAUCUAAGUUUCCCUUAUUAUUAGAGGCUGAUAUAUAAAUAGAGAGACUGUAUUCUCAAUUCAGCUUUUAAAUUAUAAUAGAAUUACUUAGAUAAGAAAUAAAAGAUUUGAUACAAGAAACUUUUUACUUAAAUACUGUAAUGUUUGUCUUAGCAAUUAUAUUGGCAAGUUUGACUUUAUUCAUUGCAAAGUUGUCAAUUGAAAAGAUUUAGUCGUAGCAUUCAGAAAAUAAAAGAAUAUUAACAUUAUUUCCAUAUGAUAGAUUGAUGGAGAAUGCCUAUGUUCACAGUUUUAUAUCACAAGAUUUGCAUUUUUUAGUUUGA